This is a messenger RNA of Aspergillus ibericus CBS 121593, 1283 nucleotides long. Its product is annotated as putative transsulfuration enzyme family protein. Gene Ontology annotation, biological process: transsulfuration. Lineage: Eukaryota; Fungi; Ascomycota; Eurotiomycetes; Eurotiales; Aspergillaceae. The record is from RefSeq and is a predicted model, not a curated record. Gene Ontology annotation, molecular function: pyridoxal phosphate binding; carbon-sulfur lyase activity. The transcript has 2 exons. The coding region runs from base 55 to 1233 and encodes 392 amino acids. Gene Ontology annotation, cellular component: cytoplasm.
CUUGCAUUGAUUCUGAACUCUACGAUCACAGUUCACAAACUUCCAGUCAACACCAUGGCACCAUCCCUUCACCCCGCAACCCGGGCAUUGCAUGCAGAUGAUUCCCUCACCCGGGUCACGGAUGUUGCGCCUCCAAUUCAUAUGUCUACCACGUUCAGAUACCCGGAUGACCCCGACAGUCUAGUUCUGUCCGUCGACCCCGUGGAAGAGUUCGACGGCAAAAACUUCAUCUACUCCCGCGAAUUCGCCCCCAACUCCACCCGCUUUGAAGCCGUUCUUUCAUCUCUCCUCCACGGCCAUGCCAUCAGCUACUCGACCGGCCUAGCCGCCCUCCAAGCCGCCCUAGUCCUACUAAACCCCCGCCGCAUAUCCGUCGGCGAAGGCUACCACGGCAGCCAUGAAGUCAUCUCCAUCAUCUCGCGACUCUCCGGCCUCGAAAAACUCCCCCUCGACUGUCCCGCCGACAGCCUCCACAAAGGCGACGUCAUCCUCCUCGAAACCCCCAUCAACCCUCUCGGAACCUCCUUCAGCAUCGAAGAAUACGCCCAAAAGGCCCACUCCCGAGGCGCCUACCUCAUCGUCGAUAGUACAUUCGGACCUCCGGGUCUCCAGGACCCGUUCGUCUGGGGCGCGGAUCUCGUUCUACACUCCGGGUCGAAGUACUUCGGCGGCCAUAGUGAUCUCCUCUGUGGCGUGCUCGCUACGCAGCGCGAUGACUGGAAGAAACAGCUCUUCGAAGAUCGAAUGGCGUUGGGGAGUAUUAUCGGGAACAUGGAGGCAUGGCUUGGUCUUCGUAGUCUGCGUACAUUGGAGGUGCGGGUGCAGCGAGCGAGUCAGGGGUGUGGGAGGCUUGUUGCCUGGCUUCAGCAAGCUUUAGACACUCCAUCUUCUGCUUCUGGGAGUAACGAGCAUGCUGUUCAAUCUGUUCUGCACAAGAUCUAUCAUACCAGUGUGCAAGAUGAACCGUGGGUUCGGAAGCAGAUGCCGAAUGGGUUUGGGCCUGUUUUUUCAAUCGUGUUGCAGAAUGAGGAUUAUGCGCGUCGGUUACCGAGUCAGUUGGCUUUGUUUCAACAUGCGACUAGUCUUGGAGGCGUGGAGUCGUUGAUUGAAUGGCGGGCGUUGUCGGAUUCGAGGGUCGAUCGGAAAUUGUUGAGGGUUAGUAUUGGGUUGGAGAAUUGGGAGGAUUUGAGGAUUGAUUUGUUGGGGGCGUUUAGGGCUGUGUUGCGGGGGUAGGAACUUUCCUUUUACUUGGCUUUGGGUGAGAAGCAUGUGUUUAAAUUAUU